GCGGGGCCGGCCGACCUUCCUCCUUCCUUUUCUCCCGGCGAGGGAAGGCGGGGGGGGCGGGGGGUGCCGGCGAGGCCCGCCCGGUUCCCGUGGCAACGCGGGGCGCAGGCGGCCGGGCGGCGGCCGCCAUGGGCAGCUGGGCCGCGGCGACGACAUGGCGGCUUGGUGGCUGCAGCGGGCGCGGCGGCCUCCGAGGCGUAAUACCGCGGCGGCGGGGCAGCUCCCGCCCCGGCGGUGGGGACCAGGCGGCGACCCUGAGCGACCUCCUGCAGAGCUCGGUGGGGGACGAGGAGCCGGGCGCGGCGGCGGCGGCGGAGGCGGAGAGGCGGGAGCAGCGGUCGCCCCGGGAGGGCACGGUGCUGCUUUUCCCCGGGCAGGGCAGCCAGUUCGUGGGGAUGGGCCGCGGGCUGCUGCGGUACCCCGGCGUGCGGGACAUGUACCGCCUGGCCGAGAAGGUGCUGGGCUACGACCUCCUCUCCCUCUGCCUGGAGGGGCCGCGGGCCGAGCUGGACCGCACCCGGCACUGCCAGCCCGCCGUGUUCGUCGCCUCCCUGGCCGCCGUGGAGAAGCUCAACCACCAGCGGCCUGAAGUGGUGGAGAGCUGCGUGGCGGCGGCCGGGUACAGCGUGGGGGAGUUCGCGGCGCUCGUCUUCGCUGGAGCCCUGGGCUUUGCCGAAGCGCUGUACGCGGUGAAGGUGCGCGCCGAAGCCAUGCAAAAGGCGUCAGAAGCUGUCCCCAGUGGAAUGCUGUCGGUUAUCGGCCGGCGAGAGGCAAAUUACAAGUUUGCCUGCUUGGAAGCCCGUAAACACUGCGAAUCGCUGGGUAUAGAAAACCCCGUAUGCGAAAUCUCAAACUAUUUGUUUCCAGACAGCAGAGUCAUUGCAGGACACCUACAGGCUUUGGAGUUUUUGCAGAAGAAUGCCCGAAAAUACUACUUUACACGUACAAGUAUGCUUCCAGUCAGUGGGGCUUUUCAUACCAGGCUUAUGGAACCAGCAGUAGAGCCGUUGGCUGAAGUCCUAAAAUCGAUUGAGAUUCAGAAACCACUGGUCUGUGUCUAUUCCAAUGUUGAUGGCAAAAAGUACAUGCACGCAAAGCACAUUGAGAAGCUGUUAGUGAAGCAGGUGGUUUCACCUGUUCUGUGGGAACAGACCAUGCAUUCUGUAUAUGAAAGAAAGCAAGGAACGGAAUUUCCUUACACGUAUGAAAUGGGGCCCGGAAAGCAACUAGGAGCUGUUCUCAAAAAAUGUAAUUUGAAGGCCUGGAAACAAUAUAACCAUGUAGAUGCUCUGGAAGAUGAGGAAGCAGCAGAGACCUAAGUAGUCUUUUGAGAAAAAUCCACGCAACUUGAUUUUUUCUGACUAUUUAAAAAUAACUUUGUGCUCCCAAAAGAGGAAGUUUUAAACAUUUAUGGCUUCUCAUGAGAGGAGCACCGUGUGUGAAAUCGAAGUGGAUGUUUUCCUUCCCCAUGUGCCUCAGGUUGUGGAAGGGGAGAGCAAAGUCUGGCUCUUCCAUCUGUGUCGGGACUGCAAAACUGCCAAUAAAUACACCAAAUAGCCUUCUGUUUGGCCUCAAUCCUGCAAGCAACUUCCCCACUCUUCUUUUUUUUUUCCUUUUUUAAUAUUUUUGGGGAGGGGGGCGGUGUGGAUUCAAGUCAAAAUCAGUAGCUUUGGCUGCCUGGUGCAGGAUCUUCUGCACGGAUACAGGGGUGCAACUGGGCUGUUGGCUCCGGAUGGUGGAGGGCUCUGUGCUGGGCUCGAGGGUGCAUUUAGAGGAUCCAUUCAGUUUGGUACGGCUUUCGGUACGUUGAUGUUCGUGUUUUCUAACUCGACUGACUUGUGGGAUGUUCAUCUGUGUAAAAUUCUUUUAAUUUGUGUCCGUAUUGCCAGGUAGCAGCCGGGUAAGGCAGAAGGUGUUAUCAGGAACAUGAUUUUCUUAAGGUUAAACUAUAAAUAAACUAUAAUGCUUU
This is a messenger RNA of Chroicocephalus ridibundus (black-headed gull), 1969 nucleotides long. It is a transcript of the gene MCAT, whose product is annotated as malonyl-CoA-acyl carrier protein transacylase. The transcript is spliced from 4 exons. The record is from RefSeq and is a predicted model, not a curated record. The coding region runs from base 129 to 1319 and encodes 396 amino acids. Lineage: Eukaryota; Metazoa; Chordata; Aves; Charadriiformes; Laridae. Gene Ontology annotation, molecular function: transferase activity.